GCGGCGGCGGCGGCACCGGCAGCAUCAGCUGCAGUCCUGAGCGGCCUCGGGCGGGGCCGGUCGGACCGACAGUCGGACAGAGGGCGCCAGGGGCACGUGACCCGCCCGGGCCGGCGAUGGAGGGAGCCUCGUUCGGCGCGGGCCGCGCGGGGGCCGCCCUGGACCCCGUGAGCUUCGCGCGGCGGCCCCAGACUCUGCUGCGGGUCGCGUCCUGGGUGUUCUCCAUCGCCGUCUUCGGGCCCAUCCUCAACGAGGGCUACGUGAACGCCGACAGCGGCCCCGAGCUGCGCUGCGUCUUCAAUGCGAACGCGGGCGCCUGUCGCUUCGGCGUCGCGCUGGGCCUCGGGGCCUUCCUCGCCUGCGCCGCCUUCCUACUGCUCGACGCGCGCUUCCAGCAGAUCAGCAGCGUCCGCGACCGCCGGCGUGCGGUGCUCCUGGACCUGGGCUUCUCAGGGCUCUGGUCCUUCCUGUGGUUCGUGGGCUUCUGCUUCCUCACCAACCAGUGGCAGCGCACGGCGCCCGGGCCCGGCACAGCGCAGGCGGGAGACGCGGCGCGGGCCGCCAUAGCCUUCAGCUUCUUCUCCAUCUUUAGCUGGGUGGCGCUCACCGUGAAGGCCCUGCAGCGGUUCCGCCUGGGCACCGACAUGUCGCUCUUUGCCACCGAACAGUUGGGCACUGGGGCGGGCCAGGCCUACCCCGGCUACCCAGUAGGCAGCAGCAUAGAGGACACCGAGACCUACCAGAGCCCUCCCAUCACUGAGACGCUGGACACCAGCCCCAAAGGGUACCAGGUGCCAGCUUACUAGUGGCCACCAGGCCCAGACCAUGGCUGGAAGGCCACCCCAUCAAUGCAAGGUCCAUCGCAGGGCCUCUAGGUCCAGUGCCAGUGACAGAGGGGGUGGUCAGUGUGGACCAUCUGAGGCCAAAGGAGAUAGCCCCCAGGGUGACUGGACUGUGCCCACCCAAGUUCCCCUGAUCUCUGCUUAGCUGCUGGCCCUGGGCCUGAGGUCCUGAGGAGGGGAAUGCACAGCCCUAGACACUUACCCUCUAACCUCUAGUGGACUAGCCUGAGCAGGUGGCCAUUCUCCUCACCAGCCAGUCUGGGUCUCACCUGUCUGCUCUGGGAUCAGGGGUCCAGCUGUCCUCCAUAGCCAGGUGCAGGGCUGCCCCAUCCCCAGGGGCACUGCUCCACUGCUCCUCCCCAUGCCAUGACCCAGGGAGAGUGGCCACUGUUACCCAUCCCACAUCCCUGUUGGUCAUGACGGUCCUUGUUCCCUUGACGGUGGCUCACCCGGAGCCUCCCCGUGCCCUCUCAUAGGCUUGCUUCCAUAGCCUGGCCCUGGCCAUGUUGUGGCUGUGGUCAUGUCUUCAGGCUUCACCUCAUAGUUCCCCGUAAGCAGCCCCUCUGUCUGUAGCCUCUGCCCAGGUAUGGGCAGUUCUGGCCAGGAAGACACAACAUGGCUGCAGGCCUGGGCACCAGCCCUCUCCAAGCCCUUCAACGAAGCCACAGGGAGUCUGGGAGCACCCAGGUGCCUGGCAAGACAAGCUCCUUUCAAGGAGAGGUCAGAGGUCACACUGUUCAUGGCACCCCAGAGAUGCAAUUUUGUGCAAACCCCUUUACCUUGGCUCCCAGAACCAGUCCCUUAACUCCACACCCUGUUUUAAGGCCCAGCCCAAAGUUGAGGUCCUUCUGCUUAGCUAUUCAUGCAUUGCUCAAAGCUGGCUUUUCAAUACCAAGUGUGGUUGCCACAUUUCAUUCUUACAGGCAGACACCUCCCUCUGGAGCUGCAGUUGAGUUACAACCCUGUACAUUGUAGCAUAGACCGAUUAUGUGUGGAUAUUUAAGUGAACAUGUUUACACUUUUGUAUAUAUGGAUCUCUUCCUCCCUCUUCUGAAAGAACAAUCAGUGAUUGUGUGUUUUCAGUGUCCCAUCUUCCAACUGCAGCUUCUUUACAAUAAAGACUGUGAGUGAGUUUACUGUGGCCAAGA
This is a messenger RNA of Manis javanica (Malayan pangolin), 1990 nucleotides long. RefSeq names its product synaptogyrin 3 (gene SYNGR3). The record is from RefSeq and is a predicted model, not a curated record. Gene Ontology annotation, cellular component: synaptic vesicle membrane; neuromuscular junction. Lineage: Eukaryota; Metazoa; Chordata; Mammalia; Pholidota; Manidae.